Molecule: messenger RNA, 2192 nt
Organism: Gorilla gorilla gorilla (western lowland gorilla)
Lineage: Eukaryota; Metazoa; Chordata; Mammalia; Primates; Hominidae
Gene: TRIP10
Product: thyroid hormone receptor interactor 10
Exons: 15
Coding region: 90-1895 (601 amino acids)
Biological process (GO): signal transduction
Molecular function (GO): protein binding
Source: RefSeq, a predicted model, not a curated record
GAGUCUCCCCGGGGAGGGCGGAGGGCGGCGGGCGGCGGGCGGCGGGGACCGGGUGCGGUGGUGGCUGCGGCGGCGGCGGCGGGAGCAGCAUGGAUUGGGGCACUGAGCUGUGGGAUCAGUUCGAGGUGCUCGAGCGCCACACGCAGUGGGGGCUGGACCUGUUGGACAGAUAUGUAAAGUUCGUGAAAGAACGCACCGAAGUGGAACAGGCUUACGCCAAACAACUGCGGAGCCUGGUGAAAAAAUAUCUGCCCAAGAGACCUGCCAAGGAUGAUCCUGAGUCCAAAUUCAGCCAGCAACAGUCCUUCGUACAGAUUCUCCAGGAGGUGAAUGACUUUGCAGGCCAGCGGGAGCUGGUGGCUGAGAACCUCAGUGUCCGUGUAUGUCUUGAGCUGACCAAGUACUCACAAGAGAUGAAACAGGAGAGGAAGAUGCACUUCCAAGAAGGGCGGCGGGCCCAGCAGCAGCUGGAAAAUGGCUUCAAACAGCUGGAGAAUAGUAAGCGUAAAUUUGAGCGGGACUGUCGGGAGGCAGAGAAGGCAGCCCAGACUGCUGAACGGCUAGACCAGGAUAUCAACGCCACCAAGGCUGAUGUGGAGAAGGCCAAGCAGCAAGCCCACCUUCGGAGUCAUAUGGCCGAAGAAAGCAAAAACGAAUAUGCGGCUCAACUGCAGCGCUUCAACCGAGACCAAGCCCACUUCUAUUUUUCACAGAUGCCCCAGAUAUUCGAUAAGCUCCAAGACAUGGAUGAACGCAGGGCCACCCGCCUGGGUGCCGGGUAUGGGCUCCUGUCGGAGGCCGAGCUGGAGGUGGUGCCCAUCAUAGCCAAGUGCUUGGAGGGCAUGAAGGUGGCUGCAAAUGCUGUGGAUCCCAAGAACGACUCCCACGUCCUUAUAGAGCUGCACAAGUCAGGUUUUGCCCGCCCGGGCGAUGUGGAAUUCGAGGACUUCAGCCAGCCCAUGAACCGGGCACCCUCUGACAGCAGUCUGGGCACCCCCUCGGAUGGACGGCCUGAACUCCGAGGCCCGGGCCGCAGCCGCACCAAGCGCUGGCCUUUUGGCAAGAAGAACAAGCCUCGCCCCCCACCCCUCUCCCCCCUGGGGGGCCCCGUACCCUCGGCAUUGCCUAACGGACCCCCGUCCCCCCGCUCCGGCCGUGACCCCUUGGCCAUACUGAGCGAGAUCAGUAAGUCGGUCAAACCGAGGCUAGCAUCCUUCCGCAGCCUUCGAGGCAGCCGUGGGACAGUGGUGACCGAGGAUUUUAGCCACUUGCCCCCAGAGCAGCAGCGAAAACGGCUUCAACAGCAGUUGGAAGAACGCAGUCGUGAACUUCAGAAGGAGGUUGACCAGAGGGAAGCCCUAAAGAAAAUGAAGGAUGUCUAUGAGAAGACACCUCAGAUGGGGGACCCCGCCAGCUUGGAGCCCCAGAUCGCUGAAACCCUGAGCAACAUUGAACGGCUGAAAUUGGAAGUGCAGAAGUAUGAGGCGUGGCUGGCAGAAGCUGAAAGUCGAGUCCUUAGCAACCGGGGAGACAGCCUGAGCCGGCACGCCCGGCCUCCCGACCCCCCCGCUAGCGCCCCGCCAGACAGCAGCAGCAACAGCGCAUCACAGGACACCAAGGAGAGCUCUGAAGAGCCUCCCUCAGAAGAGAGCCAGGACACCCCCAUUUACACGGAGUUUGAUGAGGAUUUCGAGGAGGAACCCACAUCCCCCAUAGGUCACUGUGUGGCCAUCUACCACUUUGAAGGGUCCAGCGAGGGCACUAUCUCUAUGGCCGAGGGUGAAGACCUCAGUCUUAUGGAAGAAGACAAAGGGGACGGCUGGACCCGGGUCAGGCGGAAAGAGGGAGGCGAGGGCUACGUGCCCACCUCCUACCUCCGAGUCACGCUCAAUUGAACCCUGCCAGAGACGGGAAGAGGGGGGCUGUCGGCUGCUGCUUCUGGGCCACGGGGGGCCCCAGGACCUAUGCACUUUAUUUCUGACCCCGUGGCUUCGGCUGAGACCUGUGUUAACCUGCUGCCCCCUCCACCCCCAACCCAAUCCUACCUGUCACACCGGACGGACCCGCUGUGCCUUCUACCAUCGUUCCACCAUUGAUGUACAUACUCAUGUUUUACAUCUUUUCGUUCUGCCGCUCGGCUCCAGCCAUUUUGUUUUAUACAAAAAUGGAAAAAAAAAAAGAAAUUAUAUAAA